Molecule: messenger RNA, 1404 nt
Organism: Malassezia sympodialis ATCC 42132
Lineage: Eukaryota; Fungi; Basidiomycota; Malasseziomycetes; Malasseziales; Malasseziaceae
Gene: DBP5
Exons: 1
Coding region: 1-1404 (467 amino acids)
Molecular function (GO): nucleic acid binding; ATP binding; RNA helicase activity
Source: RefSeq, a predicted model, not a curated record
AUGAGCGAUCGCAACGGUGCGUGGGGUGCGCUGACCGCAGUGGAGUCCUUGUCGGAGCGCCUUGGCGACAUUCUGGCGGAUGUGUCGCGCAACUCGGAUUGGGCAGAUGAUGAGGCGUCUAAUGCGCCUGCGGAGGCCUCGACGGGGGCCCCGCUGCACGAAUCGCGCUACGAUGUGCAGGUGACGCUGGCGGACCAGCAGGCGGACCCGAACUCGCCACUGUAUUCGGUCAAGUCGUUUGAUGACCUGGGUCUACACAGCGACCUGCUCAAAGGCAUUUAUUCGAUGAAGUACACCAAGCCGUCCAAGAUCCAGGAGCGAGCGCUCCCGCUGCUGCUGCAGAACCCGCCGCGCAACAUGAUCGGGCAGUCGCAGUCAGGUACCGGCAAGACGGCCGCCUUUGUGCUGACGAUGCUCUCGCGCAUUGAUUUCAGCAUGGAAAAGCCGCAGGCGAUUGCGCUGGCGCCGUCGCGCGAGCUCGCGCGCCAGAUUAUGGAUGUGGUACAGGCCAUGGGCAAGUUCACGCCGGUCAAGACGGCUUUUGCCAUUCCCGAUGCACUCAAGCGUGGGGAGAAGGUGCACGCACACCUCGUCGUGGGCACGCCGGGCAAGACGUUCGAUCUGAUCAAGACGCGCGCGCUCGACCCGAGUGCGGUCAAGGUGUUCGUGCUGGACGAGGCCGACAAUAUGCUCGACCAGCAGGGCCUGGGCGAGCAGAGUAUCCGCGUGAAGAACACGAUGCCCAAGUCGUGCCAGCUUGUGCUGUUCUCCGCGACGUUCCCCGAGCAUGUGUAUGCAUUUGCGACCAAGUUUGCGCCGAACGCCAACGAGAUCCGACUCAAGCAGGAGGAGCUCAGCGUGGAGAGCAUCAAGCAGUUCUACAUGGACUGCAAGUCAGAGGAGCACAAGUACGAGGUGCUCGUCGAGCUGUACAACCUGCUCACGAUUGGGCAGAGCAUUAUCUUCUGUGCCAAGCGUGAGACUGCAGACAAGAUCGCCCAGCGCAUGACGGCCGAGGGCCACCGAGUUGACUCGCUGCACGGCAAACUCGACACAGCCGCGCGUGACCGCACGAUUGACGAGUUCCGCACGGGCAAGUGCAAGGUCCUCAUCGCUACGAACGUCAUCGCGCGCGGCAUAGAUAUCCAGCAGGUCACCCUCGUGAUUAACUACGACAUGCCACUUACACAGCGCGGCGAGCCGGACGCUGAGACGUAUCUGCACCGCAUUGGACGCACCGGCCGCUUUGGGCGCAAGGGUGUCUCGAUCAACUUUGUGCACGAUGCCACGUCGCGGAAGCACAUGGAGACCAUCGAAAAGGCCUUGCACUGCCACAUCGUCGGCGUACAGACGGACGAUCUUGAGGCUAUGGAGGCCACGAUCAAGGAGGGUGCGUCGCGCUAG